ACACCACAUCACCCUCUCGAACUUUAAGACGUCAUGUCUGCCAAAAUCGAGAAGACAAUACAGCGACAGAAGGAGAGAAUCGCAGAAGGACAAUACUAUGAAGCCCAUCAACAGCUCCGCGUAAUCGCAUCCCGCUACACCAAAGCCCAAGACUGGGCUUCCGCGACCGAUAUCCUCUUUCGCGGCGCACAAUCGCUCCUGCAGGCAGGCCAAGGCGGCUCCGGCGGCGACCUCUGCAUCUUCCUGCUCGAUGUCUUCAACAAAAGCGAGACCAAGCCCGAUGCAAGCAGCAAAGGCAAGCUAAUCACCCUUCUCCGCGCCUUCCCGGCAAAUGAACCUACGAAGAAGAAGUUUGUCGCUGAGAUGGUCGGCUGGAGCGCAAAGUAUGGUGAUCAUCCCGCCGGCGACCCGGAAAUCCAUCACGUCGCAGGCAGCGCAUAUGCUGAAGAUCUCGAGCCCUAUGACGCUGAACGCCACCUCAUCCUCGGCACAAAAGAUUCCCCGGAAACCCUCGCCAACCUCGAAUACGCCUGGUACAUGGCUGACGACUCACAUACCGCCCCACUCUACACCGCGCGCGGUGUCCUUCCCUACUUGCUCGCAGGCAACUUGCGUGCAGCGAACAAAUUCUUCCUACUCUUCACCAGCCGGCUAUCCUCGAAGCCCGGGCUGCAAACCCAGCCAGUCUCGACCUCAGCCUCAGACCUACGCGUGUACCCUUCCAUGCCGUUGUUGAACUUCCUGGGGCUGCUGUUGCUGAGCGUGGAGCGUGGCGAUCCGAGCUUGUUCCGGCAGCUGAAGAGCCAUUAUGCGGCGCAUUUGAAGGAUGUAAAUUGGGACGAAGCGCUGGAUCAGAUUGGUGAGAUGUACUUUGGGAUCAGAAUACCGAAGCAGGGAAACCCCAUGUUUGACAUGCUAGGGAGUAUGUUUGGAGGGGGAAUGGGUGGGGGCGCGAAGAAGCCGGCGAGUGGGAGCAAGACGCUCCCACCAACUGGAGGGUUGGACUAGGUGGUCAGGGGGCGUAAGCUGUGCGUGUGGAUAGGCGUGACGUGACAGUUACAUACCAAUGUUCAAAAAUUUGCAUCAC
This is a messenger RNA of Didymella exigua CBS 183.55, 1087 nucleotides long. Its product is annotated as DUF410-domain-containing protein. Gene Ontology annotation, molecular function: protein binding. Gene Ontology annotation, cellular component: TRC complex; cytosol. Gene Ontology annotation, biological process: protein insertion into ER membrane. Lineage: Eukaryota; Fungi; Ascomycota; Dothideomycetes; Pleosporales; Didymellaceae. The coding region runs from base 34 to 1008 and encodes 324 amino acids. The transcript is spliced from 3 exons. The record is from RefSeq and is a predicted model, not a curated record.